This is a messenger RNA of Metarhizium acridum CQMa 102, 3054 nucleotides long. The record is from RefSeq and is a predicted model, not a curated record. NCBI's taxonomy places the organism in Eukaryota, Fungi, Ascomycota, Sordariomycetes, Hypocreales, Clavicipitaceae.
AUGAACAAGCUGGCCAAUAUGCGUCACUGGUCCGAGAGGAUGAGCCCGAACUUCGGAAUGGGUCGUCCUAAUAUGCCUAUGAAUGGCCUCAACCCGCAUCAAAAGAACGCGGCCCAGACCUUGGGCCCGAUCAACUCACCACAGGCUGCCGAUGCCUCUAUUCACUACUCGUUUAACGUGCCAUUCGCCUCCGACCUUGCGGGUCCCAAUACCGAGGACAUCGUUCAUGCCACUACCGAUGCCGUCCUCCGCUGGACGCACCCUGCUGAUGCUCCCGACGAUGUGCAAGUCCAUGAGUUGCCGGUCCAUGCCCAGAAUCUCGCCAACCUCGGAAGACUUUGUCGAGAUUUGUCUGUUGGCCCACUGCCCAUUGAGGCCCAUGUCAUCUCUUCCUCCUCUAAGAAUGGCAAAGGCCAAGUUACUACGGUCUGCCUAUCUGGCUCUCCAGAGCUAGUACACAAGAGUCGGGAGACUAUUUUGAAUGAGAUACCCAUCUCUUUGCGUUGCACGACAAUCGACAUUGACGGAAACCUUGUUUGUGAUAUCAACGCCGGCGUGCUCAAGAAGCCCGUUGUAGAAACAUUGGAUCACAUCUCUAGAUUCUGUGGUGUAGAUAUCUUCUUGCUAGGGCCCAAGUUGACUCCCAUAGUUGACGGCAUGACCGGCGACUCGGAGUUGCGCAUUGACCAGCGAUGGAGAGUUGCUAUUUACGGUGAUAUUCUCUCGUCAGAGCAUGCCAAAGCCCGUGUCUUGAUUCACAUUGAUACUCUGCUUGGCCGUACGUUUGAUGUCACGAAAAUUGAGCUGUCAUUUCACCAACUUGUUUGUGGCCGCCAUAGAAAGAACAUCAAGUUGAUUGAGUCAUCUACCGGGACUGCUAUUUACUUCCCACCCCUGUUCUCGCAGAUGUAUCGCUACUGUCCUCAAAAUGCCACUCGCCGGGACCCCACCGAUAUCUUCAUCACAGGUGAAACGAUCCAGGCGAUCGAACUUGCCAAGCAGAAGCUGCAUGAGACAGUCUCUAGAAUCCGGGUCUAUAUGAAGGACGUUACCAUCCCCGCUGCCAAGAUUGAUAGUAUCCUUCUCGGACGUCUUGAUAAGGUCCGCAAGAUUCUAGAGGCUAAUGGAACGUACAUCAUGUUUCCCCCCCUGGCUUGUCAACGAACUAUGGUCCGGGUUCAGGGAAGUGAGAGCCUACCCGUUGAACGCACGGUUCGAGAGAUCAUGUCACUGGCUGGCCAGUUUUAUGGCGCUGGGUGGUACAUACAGCAGCCCGAAGUCAGGCAGCACCUCGCCCCCGCUGAGAUACGAACUAUGCUGUCAGACAUUUGUGCCAACGCGGAGGCGGAUUUGUCUUAUGACAGGAUGAGCUUCACUGUCACGGGAUCUGACGAUGCAGUAAAGUCUGCCUUGACUGUGAUAUCUGACCUCAAGUUUGUUACCCGAUCGCAAUAUCAGAUCCGCGUCAAGAUUGAACUUGCCAAUGAGCACAAGGAAUUUGUGAGCGGCAAGAAGAAUGGCAAAAUCAAUAAGAUCAUGGGCCAGAGUGAGUUCCUACCAGAGCCGCCUUACCGCAUGUCUUCUAACGAAUAUUUCCCAGGUAAUGUGCAGAUUAUUUUUGAUGGGUUCAACGAAUAUAACUUCAACAUUGAUGUCAUGGCAGCCAGCUACGAUUCAAUGAAGCAAGGUUUGACUUUGGUUGAACAGGAGAUGCCUGCCUCUAUCUCCUUCCAUGUCCCUGAUCAGUACCACAAGCGUAUCAUCGGUAUUGGCGGACAGCAUAUCCAACGCAUCAUGAAGAAACAUUCUGUCUUUGUGAAGUUUUCCAAUGCAAUGGACAGAGUUACCUCAGGCGGCAUGGGACGCGAGGACGAUGACAUCAAGGUUGACAAUGUCAUCUGCCGUACCCCGGCUCGCAACGCCCAGAAUCUAGAUGCCGUUAAGAAUGAGAUUUUGGAAAUGGUGGAUCGUGCUGUAAGUGAUGGCCCCUGGCAACUUACAGAAGCCAUUCCUAACGCUCUCGUGCCUUGUCAGGACUCCGAGUACACCACUCAAAUUGCUAGCGUGGACCGCCUUUACCACCGUGAAUUGAUCGCCCGUCUCCCUGAAAUCGAUGAGCUGGAGCAAAAGUACAAUUGCAAAAUCAACUUCCCAAGUACUGAGGAAGCAAGUGAUGAGGUUACCGUUACUGGCCCUCAGUGGCAGGUCCCUCACUGUGUGGACGAGCUUUUGGGUAUGGUCCCUGAUAAGCAUGAAUUGGUGCUGGCCCGCACAGCCGAUCUAGUCAAAUUCUUGGAAUCGCCCCAGUUCGCCACCGACCUGGUAUCGAAGCUCAAAGCCCAGUACGAAGUGGAGGUUACAUAUCAUCAGAACCCGGAUGAGCUGACUGAGGAAGGCUCUCCGACCGUUACCUUGGUCUGGGGUUUCACGCGUAACAACGCAGGCGGGCUCCGCGACGCCAUCGAUUUCCUGGAAGCUCAAAUGGCUGCUGCCACCGUUGAGGCGAACGUUGUCAAGGGAUCCAUCCCGCGCCCCAAGUCUGACUCUUUUGAGGAUUCCUUACAGUACUUUGAUUCUAAGCUCCUCCAGCAUGCUCCAGCUUCGUCCUCCAGCGACUCACCCGUCAAAACUGGCUUUGGUGCCGAGGUUGCCCGUGAGCGAAGCAGCAUUCUUGACCGCCUGCGCAAGCCCGGCAGCAUGACGUCUAUUUCCUCGUUCCUUGACCGCAGAAAGAAUAGCUCUCACUCGAUGAACAGCAACUUCUUCAAGGGAUCCAGCAACGUUUCCAAGUCGUCUUUAAUCUCGAUCGAGUCGACCCGAAGCUUCAACGCUGACCGAAACCCCUGGAACGACAGUGGGGUCAACCUACCCGAGGACGAGAAUCCUUGGGCACCACGACCGUUCAGCAAACAUAUGGACAACAAAUUGGCCAUCCCCCUUCCCGGCGAUGUUACGCCCCGCCAUAAUACCCGCGCGUCUGGAGACAGCGGUCGUCCAUCUACUUCUCAUUCCAUGAAUUCAGGAUACCCCGCCCAUAUUGGGCCUUUCCGUUAG